GCCUUUCUCUUUAAGAGCCUUACGGGCGCUCCUGAUUGGCUGUAGCUAUGCAGGGCUUUCGUCCUCGCUCCCUCGGAGCGCUCCCUCCCGCGUCGCCGGCCCCGCUCAGUUUCCACGGCCCCCUCCCCGGCCGCGCGCCCCUCCCGCCCCGCGCGCGCCUCCUCUUCCUCGCCGCCGAGUUCACCCCGGGCCGCGGUAUGGGGGAUACGCCAGCAACAGAUGCCGGCCGUCGAGAUCUGCAUCCCUAGGCCACGCUGAGCCCCUGGGGAAGAGCGCAGGAGCCCGGGAGAAGGGCUGGAAGGAGGGGACGGGACGUGCGGAGAAUUCCCCCGGAAAAGGCAGAAGCCCCCGCCCCCAUCCGCGAGCUCCGCGCCGGCCGAGCGCCUGCCUGCUUGCUGCUGCCACGGGCGCCCACCUCGCCCAGCCAUGUCAGGUCCGGCCGCCGACGCGGGGAAGGUCCCCUUCUGCGACGCCAAGGAGGAAAUCCGUCCGGGGCUCGAAAGCUCGGAGGGGGGCGGCUGCCCAGAGAGGCCCGGCGCGCGCGGGCAGCGGCAGAACAUCGUCUGGAGGAACGUCGUCCUGAUGAGCCUGCUCCAUUUGGGGGCCGUGUACUCCCUGGUGCUCAUCCCCAAAGCCAAGCCGCUCACUCUGCUCUGGGCCUACUUCUGCUUCCUCCUGACCGCUCUGGGUGUGACAGCUGGUGCCCAUCGCUUGUGGAGCCACAGGUCCUACAAGGCCAAGCUGCCUCUGAGGAUAUUUCUGGCUGUCGCCAACUCCAUGGCUUUCCAGAAUGACAUCUUCGAGUGGUCCAGGGACCACCGAGUCCACCACAAGUACUCAGAGACGGACGCUGACCCCCACAACGCCCGCCGGGGCUUCUUCUUCUCCCAUAUCGGGUGGCUGUUUGUUCGCAAGCAUCGAGAUGUCAUUGAGAAGGGGAGAAAGCUUGACGUCACCGACCUGCUUGCUGAUCCUGUGGUCCGGAUCCAGAGAAAGUACUAUAAGAUCUCCGUGGUGCUCAUGUGCUUUGUGGUCCCCACGCUGGUGCCCUGGUACAUCUGGGGAGAGAGUCUGUGGAAUUCCUACUUCUUAGCCUCCAUUCUCCGCUACACCAUCUCACUCAACGUCACCUGGCUGGUCAACAGCGCUGCCCACAUGUAUGGAAACCGGCCCUAUGACAAGCACAUCAGCCCUCGGCAGAACCCGCUCGUCACUCUGGGUGCCAUUGGUGAAGGCUUCCACAAUUACCAUCACACCUUUCCCUUUGACUACUCUGCGAGUGAAUUUGGCUUAAAUUUUAACCCAACCACCUGGUUCAUUGACUUCAUGUGCUGGCUGGGGCUGGCCACUGACCGCAAACGGGCAACCAAGCCGAUGAUCAAGGCCCGGAAGGCCAGGACUGGAGAUGGCAGUGCUUGAACCCGGAACAGCCGUCCCGCAGUCUGCCAUUCCACCUCGGUUCAUGGCUUUUGUUACAAUAGUUCUCUUGUACAUUGGAUCGUGGGAGGGGGCAGAGGGUGGGGAAGGAACGGAAACUAUGUGGUUUGGGAAUUUUUGUGUUUGUCUCAAAAUAAAAUAAUGUUGAAAUACAAUUGUCUAUGAAAAAAACUUUUUUUUUUUUUUUUGAGACCUGGUCUCCCUGUGUCGCCUAGGCUGGAGUGCAGUGGGAUGACCUUGGCUCACUGCAACCUCCACCUCCCUGGUUCAAACAAUUCCUCUGCCUCAGCUUCUCAAGCAGCUGGGAUUACAGGCUCACGCCACCAUGCCUGGCUAAUUUUUUGUAUUUUUAGUAGAGAUGGGGUUUCACCAUGUUGGCCAGACUGGUCUCAAACUCCUGACCUCAGGCAAUCCUCCUGCCUUGUCCUCCCAAGUGCUGGGAUUACAGGCGUGAGCCACCACACCUGGCCAAAAAAAACUUUUUAAGUCAAGAUUAGUACGAUUUAACAUUAGAAUAUGGACAUGUGAUUUAAUCGCUGUAGCUGAAAUACGUCAACUAUACAUUGUCAUGUGCUUGAACAUGUUGCUAACCCUGACAGGAUGAAGGAAUGUAAUACUCUUUCAGUGUGCUUCAGGAGAGCAUUUGUUUUAUUUUCUGCCAAUUAACCUGGCAUUGCUUUUAAACAACCAUCUGAAGGAGCCGAGAGGCAGGGUAGAAGACAGAAGGCGGGUCUAUGCGGUAACUAAAGAAUGUGUCUGUUUUGUAAUUAUUGCGUGUAUGUGGUUUUUUGUUUGCUUAAGAGAAUCAAAAACUGAAGAAAAUGAGAAUACAGGAAAUGGCUCUCGUAUAUAUAUAUAUUUUUUGCCAUGUUUAUAGCUUGUUAAUGCUCUACUGUCUUUGCUUCCAGAGAGAUUUGUUCACUGCCCAGCUCGUCUCAUGUUCUGAGCCUUAAGCCCAGCCCACUGUAUAAAUCAUGCCUAUUUAGAUGUUUGAUUUUGUUCUGUUUGCCAUUGUCGUCUUAAAGGUGUAUAACUCAGACAUGCCAGACAUCAAAUUAAGCUCAAAUUAAGCUCUCGUUUAAAUGUUUAAACACCUAAUUUAUAUUCUAAUUGAUCCCAGCCACUGAUGCAUGUACUUCAGCUACUUCUGCUAAAUAAGCAUAUUAAUUUUCCACAUCAGGCCGUCAGAUCUUAAGAACCAACAGUUUUCUAGAAUUCCAUGUCUACUAAUGCUUCACCUGCAUGCAGCCUUCAUUGAUUUUGCAGCAAAAUAUAAAGUGAUCAUUAUGUAGCUUCUAGAUUAAAAAAUUGUGUGUGUGAAGUUGCUUUGUAAAGAGCAUGUGGAAUUAAUGGGACAGCGUGCCCUUCGUGUUAGAUGUUAGAGCAAAAGAAAGGGCUUAUAGUGUUGGUAUUGGAGCACUUUGAAGAUAGGUAUUUUCAGAAAAGAUGUAGGAUUUAAAAGUUAACAUUUUAAAUUUUAGAAAAAGAUAUGAUGCCAAUUGGAAAUUGUCACAAUGAAGUUCUUCAUCCAGCAGGUGUUUAACAGUGUUAUUUUGCCAUUGAUAAUGUGUAAACUGUGAGUGAUUUACAAUAAAUGAUCAUGAAUUCA
Molecule: messenger RNA, 3046 nt
Organism: Saimiri boliviensis boliviensis (Bolivian squirrel monkey)
Lineage: Eukaryota; Metazoa; Chordata; Mammalia; Primates; Cebidae
Gene: SCD5
Product: stearoyl-CoA desaturase 5
Biological process (GO): unsaturated fatty acid biosynthetic process
Cellular component (GO): endoplasmic reticulum membrane
Molecular function (GO): stearoyl-CoA 9-desaturase activity; iron ion binding
Source: RefSeq, a predicted model, not a curated record